Molecule: messenger RNA, 1922 nt
Organism: Diorhabda sublineata
Lineage: Eukaryota; Metazoa; Arthropoda; Insecta; Coleoptera; Chrysomelidae
Product: proton-coupled amino acid transporter-like protein CG1139
Exons: 7
Coding region: 289-1731 (480 amino acids)
Biological process (GO): amino acid transmembrane transport
Cellular component (GO): vacuolar membrane
Molecular function (GO): amino acid transmembrane transporter activity
Source: RefSeq, a predicted model, not a curated record
AUAUACAAUAUAUUGUUAUAAACUAACCAUUUUCUAUAAAACUGUCGCGCUCUCGCCAUCUACCAGGACAGGAUUCAAAUAUAAAAAUAAAUAUGUGUGUAAGAUUAACAAAAUAUCUAUCGACAAAUAAAAAAAUUCUAUAAAUAAAUUCCAUACAAAUUUCAUUAGACGGGAAUCGUGAUAUUUUUAGUACGAAUUGUCCAAAGUUUUUUAGAAGAACUAAUACAGUGAUUUUUGUGUGUUAAUAAACUAUUUUAGAAGUGUAACGAUUUUAUAUGGAUAUAAAGGAUGAGUUUUUAUCAAAAGAAUGAAUUCCUAGGAGACGGCAGGACUGAAAGUUAUAGCAGUUUCGCAGGAGCAAUUAGCUCUCGAGAGCAGCUAACGCAUAAAGACAAAGAUAAUGGUAUAAAUCCUGUAGAAUUAAAAGACUUCCAGAAGUCCAUAGAAGCCGGCGAAUAUGACCCUUACAUCUAUAGAGAAGUAAAGCAUCCCACAACGAAUAUGGAAACUUUGUUUCACCUUCUUAAAGGAAGUUUGGGAACUGGCAUCCUUGCCAUGCCAUUAGCAUUUUACCAUUCAGGAUAUCUCUUAGGAAUCAUAGCUACAGCUCUUAUAGGACUUUUAUGUACGCAUUGUAUACACAUAUUGAUUAAAUGCGAAUAUGAACUAUGUAAAAGGAAGAAAGUACCUGUAAUGACUUAUCCAGCUACAGCUGAAGCAGCUCUUCAAGAGGGACCUGAAUUUUUUCAGAAAUUUUCUUCAAUAGCUCCGCAUAUGGUAAACAUAUUUCUACUGAUUUAUCAACUAGGUACAGGCACUGUAUACACGGUAUUUAUUGGUGAGAACAUAAAAGAAGUAUUAUUAUCCCAUGGUGUUUCAAUUGACUCACGAUGGGUGAUGUUUGCCGCUCUAAUGCCUCUAAUACUUUUAAAUUAUGUCAGAAAUUUGAAAUAUUUGGCUCCAUUAUCCACUACUGCUAACUUUGUGACAAUUGCAAGUUUUGGAAUUAUUGGUUACUACAUGUUUUCUCGAGAGUUUUCGUUUGAGGGAAAGGAAGCAUUUGGAGAAAUGAAAAAUUAUCCCUUGUAUUUCGGAACAGUUUUAUUUGCUUUAGAAGCAAUUGGUGUGAUAAUGCCGUUGGAAAACGAAAUGAAAACCCCACAAUACUUUGGAAGUACACUGGGAGUUUUGAAUAUUGGUAUGGCAGUCAUAGUAUUGUUAUAUACCAGUAUGGGAUUUUUUGGAUAUAUUGCAUAUGGGGACAAAGUCGGUGGAUCGAUUUCAUAUACAAUUGGAAAUGAAUUACCAGCUCAAAUUUGCAAAAUAAUGUUGUCAUUUGCAAUAUAUAUAACACAUGGUCUUCAAAUGUAUCCUGCUAUCGAUACAGUCUGGAAUCAAUAUUUAAAGACUUGGAUAGGCAAAAGUGAUCUUCUGUUAUUUUGGGAAUAUCUCACGAGAACUCUGAUGGUACUUUUUUGUUUUGGAUUGGCUAUAGCAGUUCCAUACAUCGAGCUGUUCAUAUCCCUAUUUGGUGCUUUAACACUUUCUGCUUUAGGAUUGGCUAUACCAGCAAUUCUAGAUCUCAGUACAUAUUGGGAUGAUUUUCAAGGGAUUAGAGGGAUUUUAAUAAUUAGUAAAAACUGCUUAAUCAUAUUAAUAGGUGUAUUUGGGCUUAUCAUCGGGACUACUACAAGUCUUGGCGAAAUCUACAAGAAAUUUGCGCCAACGUGACAUUUAUGUGAUAUAGUAUUGUUUGUAAAUAUUUUUUCGAUAAUGUGAAUAGUUUUUUUAAAUUAUAAUAACAAUGUACAAAGUAUGGGCUAAUUGAGCUCUAUAAAAUAAGAAUAUAUAUAUUAAUUUUAUUUUGUAACUUAUCUCAUCGAAUUCAAAUUCUCUUUUAAUUAUAUUUAAUCAACGCUUCA